Molecule: messenger RNA, 3379 nt
Organism: Lonchura striata (white-rumped munia)
Lineage: Eukaryota; Metazoa; Chordata; Aves; Passeriformes; Estrildidae
Gene: C26H6orf132
Product: chromosome 26 C6orf132 homolog
Source: RefSeq, a predicted model, not a curated record
CCCGGCCCGGAGCGCGGCGGCAGCGCCCGGCUCGGCCAGGAUGAAGAAGCACCAGGCGCACUCGGUGCAGGGCACCUUCAGCCGCCUCUUCGGCAAGCGCCACUCCGGCCCCGGCGCCGCCUCGCUCUUCGCCACCAACCCGCCCUGGAUCUUCACGCAGGAGGUGACCUCGGACAGCGCGGGCGGCACCGGUGAUGUGAUCGAGGUCUAUUACGGUGACAAUCGCUUCGGGACGGUGACAGACUCCGGCACUGCCACGCUCAAGCCCCGUCCCAGGGUCCGGCCGCUGCUGACCUUCCUGCCCCUGAACGCCCAAGAAUCCCAUGGGGUGGCUGUGCCAACACCGUCGGUGCCAGAAGACUUUGUGGAAAAGGCAGCUCUUGGCUCUGGCUCCCAGCUCAAUGGCAACUACCGGAUGUACAGCUCGGCGGGGGACCUGCGCCCGCAGGCCCUCGAUGGGGAUGAGCUGGACGAAGACAUCCCCCCACCACCAUCGGUACCCCCGCCACCCCCUCCGGCGCCCGUGUCACCCCCUCUGGCCUCGCCGGUCCCUCCACCCCCCGAAAUGCUGCCACCGCCGCCGCCACUGCUCCCUGAGAUGGUGCCACCACCACUGCCCCCCGAGAUGGUGCCACCACCACUGCCCCCCGAGAUGGUGCCACCGCCUCCUGCCACGGCAGCCCCGCCGCCUCCCGCCUCUGCCCUGCCCUCCCCCAGCACUCCGGCUCCUCCAGACUUCAUCCCGCCAGCCCCGCCGGGCGCCCGCGACCCCCUCGGCCCCGGCCUGUCCAAGUGGAAGUCCGAGACGGUGCUGAACACGCGGCAGGCGGAGGCCGAGGGGCCGCUGUGCCCCGCCGAGGCCGGGGCGCCCGCAGCCCCCAGCCCCAAGGAGAGCCUGCAGCCCAAGCCCGAGCCGCACCUCACCUUCCCCAGGUCCUUCAAGGUGCCGCCGCCGGCCCCGGCGCGCUCCUCGUCCAUCCCGGUGCAGGAGGGCCAGCGUGGCCAGCGGGAGCCCGUGCCCAGGCAGCCUCACGCCCGGCCGGCCCUGCCACCCUGCUUCACCAUCCGAGCCGCGGGCAAGACGCGGCCGGGAGAAGGCGAGCAGAGGGGUUCCGGGCUCAGACAGGGCGCUGGGAAGCCGCCUGUGCCCCCUCCACUGAGCCCCAAGCCGGGCCCGGGGCUCGGCCAAGCGGUGACUCCCACCGGGCGCCGGUCCCCUCUGCCGGGCGCCGACGGGGAGAAGAUUCCUCAGCUGAAAACAGCCGGGAGAGACUCCCCUCCGAAAUCGGAACCUCUCACUGCGAACGACCUGGAUCUGCCUCCUCCGGACUACCCGACCUGCGAGGAUGACUGGAAGGAUGCCAACAACCUGAACAAGCUGCGGGACGAGCUCUCGGCCCUGCUGCGCUCCCCGCGCCGGGAGGAGAGGCCGCCGGAGAGGCGGGGGGCUCCCCGGCCCGUGGACAGCGGUCCCAGCCACGCUGGCAGCCGUGAGCCGGGGCUCAGCGAGCCCCAGCCCGCCAGGAAGGACACGGGCUUAUCCAAGGGAGGGGAGAGUGAGAAGAAAGAGGCGCCCAGCAGCCCCCCCAGCACCACUGCGGGCUCUCCCAGCGCUGCAGUCACUGCCCCGGAGAGCAGCCCUGACACACAGCCCCGCAGUGUGAUGACAAUCAGGAACGAGCUGGAGGCUGUGCUGUCCCUGAAGAAAGAGGGGAAACCUGCCCCAGGGCUCAGCAGCCAGAAACAGGGUGUGGAGAAUGGCAUCAGCACCCCACAGGUGAGGAAGAGCCCCCCUGACCUGAGGAAGAGCUCUCCUGGCACGAGUGACCCAGUGGUGCCAAAACCAGUGCCCAGCCCACUCCCAGCCCCGGCGACUGCUGUGGAGAAGGAUGAGACACAUCACGAGGAGCAUCCUGCUCCUGCUGCUGCCAAGGUCACAGAGGACGUGAGCCCUGCUCCUGGGUCCCUCAACAGCAGCGUGAGUCCCCCAGAGCCACCCCAGGGACCGGCAGAGGAGCCCUCAGCUCUCAGCCCCUCCUCGGCCCCUGUGUCCCCUGCACAGAGCCCGGCACCACAGCCCAGCUCGGCCGUCUUCCAGUACAAAGUGCACCGGGCAGGGGCCAGCUCGGCCGAGCCGCCCUGUGCCCCGGGCUCAGCUGAGCCGCCCUGCCCCGGGAGCUCGGGCAGGAGCCCCCCGGACACCUCGGCAGCGGGGCAGGAGGAGGUGCUGAUCCACCCGGUGACGGGGGAGCGCGUGGAGCGCGGCUCGCCCAUGGCCCUGCUGCUGGCGGCCCGGCAGCGUGCCCAGCGCGGCCGCCCAGGUGGGGACGGGGCGGCCGCGCUCAGGGCGAAGCCAGCCCCGAGGCUCGGCAGUGCCUCGUCGGACACCGCCUCCCCCAGCUUCUUCCGCCACGAGUCCAAGCCCUUCUCCUUCACCGUGGUGCCUCGGCCGUCGGCGGCCGGAGCAGCGGGCUCCGGCGGGAGCAAAGCCCCGUCCUUCUCCAGCUCCUCGGAGCAGGGCCGGGACGCGCGGGCGGCGGGCCAGGCGCAGCCCCCCGGGCCCCGGCGAGCCGCGGCCUCCAGCCUGCUCCGGGGCCUGCUGGACUCGGGGCAGCCGAGCCGGCCCGGCCCGGCCCGCCACGGAGCGCCCAGCGAGGAGGAGAACGGGGACGCGCCGCUGGACUUCGGCAUCAUCCCCCCACCCCCCGAAUUCAGCAACGAGGCGGACGAGGGUCCCCUCCCCAGUCGGGAGGAGAGCCGCAAGUGCCCCAGCGUCCCUGACAGCAGCCGGGGCUCGGGAGAGCCGCGCUAUUACAGGUGGGCUGGCUACAGCCGCAGCUACGGGGGCAACCGGGAGGCAGCAGCUCCGCUGCCCUCGGAGAAGAGCUGGAGGAACGGCGACUCCACACCCCAGUACCCGGCUUACAGCAGCUCCACCGGUUUCCCCAGCCACGGCCCCAACCCGCGCCCGCUGAUCAAGAAGCGCCUGUACAUGUCGGAGCCCGACAGCUCCUACCCCCGGGCAGCCGCAGCCCCCCGGGCCUCGGGCACCCUCUCCUCCACCCUCUCCUCCUACGGCCCCGGGGGGUUCAGCUCCACGCCCGGGGAGGGGGCUCGCCGCCUGGGCCCUCCCCACAGGAACGGCCCCCCGAGCGCCCAGGGCCGCCGGGCGUCCACGGACGCGGCUGGGAAACCCACGGCGUACGGCGGCGCCGAGGCCAAGUUCAAGGGGCAGAACGGGGACUUCUCGCCCGCCAGCGUGCUGACAGCCAGCAGGCCUGCCCACGGCACCUCGCACUACGGGGGACCCUCCAACACCUUCACGGUCAGGCCGGGCGCGCGCCAGCCCAUCUCCUACGCCUACCAGAGCCACCGGUAG